AUGAGCCUAAACAGCAGUUUUCUUCAUAUUUUGCUUGGGUGUUUGCUUCUAUCAUCUCUGAUUUUCACUGUGAAUUCCAAUGCACUUGGAGCAGAAUAUGAAUCUUCAUUUUCCUAUGUCUUGGGAGCUGAAAACGGGCCACACAAAUGGGGCAAAUUGAACCGGAAUUCGGAUUUAUGUGGGUCAGCAUGGACAGGUGAUGCCGGUGGGAUCACAAUAAAAGGAAGUGAGCAUAAAUUACUACAAUGCCAUUGCCAUAUUCCUGCUGAGCACACAGUAAAUGGAGUUAGGUUUGACACAGAGCUGCAUGUAGUUCACAACACCUCUGCAGGAAAUGUAGCUGUUCUUAGCAUCCUGUACAAGAUAGGAGAGCCUGAUUUUUUCUUCUCAAAGAUUAUACCUUACUUAAAAUCAAUAGGGACUGAAGGAGCUAAUUUGGGGGCAAUUGAUCCAUGGAGCAUCGGGUUAUCAGCCAAAGCAGAUUAUUACAGAUAUUAUGGCUCACUUACAACUCCUCCAUGCACAGAGAAUGUCACUUGGACAAUAUUUAAAACGGUAAGAACAGCCUCAGCAGAACAAGUAAGGGCACUAAGGGAUGCUCUUGAUGAUGUAAGUGACAUAAGUUCUUCAUUAGAUAAAUACGAUUUCUUGUUAUGA
This is a messenger RNA of Striga asiatica, 657 nucleotides long. The record is from the annotation of a GenBank genome assembly. Lineage: Eukaryota; Viridiplantae; Streptophyta; Magnoliopsida; Lamiales; Orobanchaceae.